GUUUUAGUUUUUGAUACUCAGCGGAUAUUGUUUGCUAGAUGUUCUACGUCAUUACCAAAAAUAAAAUAAAAAAAGAAUGUUAAGAGAAGAAGAGAAUUAAGGCACGAAACUGCCUGCAGGUAACUCACGAUACCGCCUCAUUGUCGCAAGUUUUGGGCGGUUCAUCGAUCGUUAAACAGCGUCAUUUCCCUUUUUUUGCUUCGCGCGAUAUGCCUCAGACUCAAUCAGUGUGUAUAAAUUUUCCCUUCAGAAGGUCUUCCGUAUAACCAUCUCUAACCAUAACAGAUUCUCCUUCUGCUUAUUGUUAAUUUAAGGAUCGAGUUUCAAGGGGGAAAGACAACAGAAAACAAUGGAUGGAAAGAGGCAAAUUGAUCAACCAAAAGUUACUAAAAGGAAGAAGGACCAUGGGUUGAGGAAAGGGAAGCUUGAUCUGAAGAAGGAGAAGGAGAAAGUGAAAUUCUUCGCAGGGUUGCUAGCAGAGGUGCGAGCAGUGCAAGCGGAGCUGAUAGAAGCCAUAGACAGCCUGCACGACCCAGCUGAAAGCGACCUGCACCUAAAAUGUCAACAACUCAGAAGAGUCAACACUCAGGGUGCACUGCUGAAUACUAUGAUGCGAAACUACAUUGACAGGACGCUUGCUGUUUUAUUGGCUAGUGAAGGCAAAGGCAAUUGAUAAGAUCCGGAACCCUUGAAUGGUUAUUUGGAAGUACUUAAUUACUUUUCAGUACAUUAUCCUUUAAUAGACCUAAAAUCACAGUUCCAUGUGUUAGUUGUGGAAGUUAUAUCAAUAAAUAAUACUUAAAAAUGUAUUGAAAAGUAAUUGAGGUAAGUAGAAACUCAGUUACUCGCACAGGUCAUCCGGGUUCUUGUCUUAUUUUGGCAGUCUUUCUCUAUUGAUACUGAAUGUUGAAGUUUCAUAUGUUUGCCAAGUGUUGUUAUGAUACAUGUCAUCAUCGAUUGAAAAGACUUAUAAAUAAAGUUCUUGUUUCUUUGGUUAA
Molecule: messenger RNA, 998 nt
Organism: Theobroma umbraticum
Lineage: Eukaryota; Viridiplantae; Streptophyta; Magnoliopsida; Malvales; Malvaceae
Source: RefSeq, a predicted model, not a curated record